Falco peregrinus (peregrine falcon) is the source of this 1718-nucleotide messenger RNA. RefSeq names its product translation initiation factor IF-2-like. Bases 143 to 1228 code for a protein of 361 amino acids. Lineage: Eukaryota; Metazoa; Chordata; Aves; Falconiformes; Falconidae. The record is from RefSeq and is a predicted model, not a curated record. The transcript has 3 exons.
UAAGCCCUCUAAACAGAUUUUUGGGCUGCACUGACACACAGAAGCAAAUAGCAAGUGCUCAGGGAGGAAAACAAAGCAGCGAAAGCCGUUUUUCUGCUGGUGAGAGGUGACGGUGCCCAGCAGGAACACCCCUGAGGAGGUGAUGGGGAGCUGGCGCGGGACACAGGGCAGAGGGGCUCGCACGGAGCAGCCGGCUCAGCCCGGCUCGGUGCCCCUCGGCACUGGAAGCCUCCCCACCCUGGGGGGGCACACGGCAGCGCCUGGCCACCGCUGCUGGCACCGGGGGCGAGGGAUGGAGCGCGGGGCAGGCGGGGGGGCAGAGCUGCCAGGGGGGUGGCGAAAGGGGGGAAGAGGCUGCGCUGCCCACCGAAACCACGGAGCGCAGCCCGGCAGCAGCAAAGGCAGUGGCCAGGCCCCCCCACACCAGCAGCUGAGACACGGGGAGGAGAGCGAGUCCCUCCAACAGGCUGUGCCGCAUCUCCCGCUGCCCGGGGCAUCAGCCCUACGCUUCAGAUUCUUCCCAGUGAUUUCCACACGGCCCAUAGCAAGCUGGUCGCCCGUGGGGACUGCAGGGCUGCUGCAGGAAGGGGGGCUGCAGGCGGCCCCCCCACUGGCAGGGAAGGCUGGGGAAGAUGCUAGUGAUGCUCGACUGGAUUGCUGGGCUGCUUAUGCAGCCUUCCCCAUGGCAGAGGCUGGCAGCACUGCCACCCCCGCAGCAGCACCCAGCUCCCACCGUGGGGGCCUGGAAGAUGUGGUACAGCACAGGCCAGGCAAAGCGCAGGGGACACGCGGAGCAUCCCCCCAGGCAGACAGGUGUCAGGACCUGCCAAAGCAACACGGGGCCCCAGUGGCAUCAGCCCCCCACCCCACAGCACCCCAGCCCCAUCUGCUCUGUGGGGCUGCCCCUGGGGCCCUCAGGGCAGGGCUGAGCUCUCCACAGCCCCCUGCCAUGGGGAAGCACCCGCCAGCCGGAGAUGAGCAAGGAUGGACUUCUGGGACAUGGGCUGCGGCACUCAUGGUGCUGCCCACCACCACCCAAGGUAAGGCUGUCCACAGGCCACAACCCACCGUCACUGCAUCGCAGUGUCAGGACACCCCUACCAAUCUCCCCAUGCAGCCAAGCAUCACGAGGGCGAGUCCUGGCGCUGCGCUGCUCUCCAGCAUGUCUCCAGUUGGGCUGGGGGCAGCCGUGACCCUCCCUGUGCCACCACAGCACCAGUGGUGGUGAGCUGAAGAGCUGCUGCUGGUGGAUGCAGAUCAUGGCCUGGCUUUCGCUUGCUUCCCAGCGGGAGCUGCCAUCUGGGACACUGGCUGCCUAUGCUCAACAGCAGCUCCAGCUGCGCAAGGUGGGCUCCUACCCUCCACCCCGUCUCUGACCUGGGGGGGGGCUCAGGAAUUGCUCCUGGGCCAGAGGCUGUCAUUACUUUUCCCCUCCCUGGGAAGCAGGGACCACAUGCCAGGGCUCCUGGCCAAGCCCCGCACAGAUGUGGUCCGUAUCCCAGUCUCUGGAAGCCUCUUGGAUGCACUGGGGCUGAGGGUGCUUCUGCCUGGGUCCAGCACAGCUUUCAUGGGUGUCCAGAUGCCCACCUUCCGCUCCCCCAACACCACCCCUGCAGGAGACCAGGCUGGGAAAGGUGACCUGACUGUGCAGGGACCAGUCUUCUCCCCAGCCAGGAACCUCACUGACAUCUCCUGCCUGACAGACAACAAGGCAUACA